Pelagomonas calceolata is the source of this 534-nucleotide messenger RNA. The record is from the annotation of a GenBank genome assembly. NCBI's taxonomy places the organism in Eukaryota, Pelagophyceae, Pelagomonadales, Pelagomonadaceae.
UUGGGCAUGUCAGAAUCCAACAUCCUCAUCACUCAGGGCAACCUUGCGAACUCGUAUGCAAUGCUUGGACGGUCUGAAGAGGGUCUACGCCUGCGGCGAGAUGUAUACUCUGGGUGGCUGAGCCUCGAGGGCGAGGAAGAUCCAACAACGCUGAUAGAAGCCAGCAACUACGCGAAUAGCCUUAUUGAUCUACAACGCUUCGAAGAAGCCAAGUCGCUGCUGCGCAAAACGACACCCGUGACGCGACGCGUUCUCGGCGAGAGUCAAGAACUCACGCUCAAGAUGAGGUGGAAUUACGCGGUGGCGCUCUGCAAGGACGCCAGCGCCACGCUCGACGAUCUCCGCGAAAGCGUGACGACGUUCGAGGAGAUAGGACGGACCGCGCGGCGGGUGCUCGGCGGUGCGCACCCGACCACAACGGGGAUCGAGGAUGAGCUGCGAAACGCGCGAGCCGCGCUCCGCGCCCGCGAGACGCCGUCGCCGGGAAGGCGCCCGCGAGACGCAGUCGCCGGGAAGGCCGUAGACAACGCCUAA